Molecule: messenger RNA, 1917 nt
Organism: Colletotrichum navitas
Lineage: Eukaryota; Fungi; Ascomycota; Sordariomycetes; Glomerellales; Glomerellaceae
Exons: 3
Coding region: 1-1917 (638 amino acids)
Biological process (GO): regulation of DNA-templated transcription
Molecular function (GO): zinc ion binding; DNA-binding transcription factor activity, RNA polymerase II-specific
Source: RefSeq, a predicted model, not a curated record
AUGCAAGACAUCAGCAGCGAUUGCGACACGUCGUCUACCUCGCUCGGCCAGCGCCGAGGCAUUUCCGAUCUGGCGCGAUUCGCCCUCGACCUGACCUGGGCAACCCCCCCAAGAGCAGAGUCCGAGACUCCUGCUCGUCCCAGAGCCUAUCCUUCUCCGCCCAUGUCAGGGUCUCCUCCUCCUCAUCCGCCCAAAGCAAACCCAGAGGCUGGCGACCGAGGGCAACUGCAUGGCAGCUAUCCGUCCACUAACCCGCAGGAUGCAUACCGCGGGGGACUGCCGCCGCCACCACCGACGGCGACGACGAUACACCAAAGCGAACUCCGAGGGCCGCCGUUGCACCAGUCCCUGCCGCCGCCCCAGCCCCGAUCCUAUCACGCCGAGCAGCAGGACAGGAUGUCUUACGCCUAUCCUAGACCUGACGACCACCUGCGCAACACGCCGUCUGGGUAUGCACAUCUCGCGAACCAGGCCUUGCAGCAACGGCCACAACCGUAUAUGCACAUGUCUGGGCCGCCACCGUCACAGCCAGCAGGGCCUCAUCAGCAUGGCUAUGCGACAACUAUGUCGCAAACGUCCCAGGACAGCGCUCCCUACACGUCCCCCAAGACGCAGAGAAAGACAAAGGGCCAUGUGGCAUCAGCCUGCGUGCCAUGCAAGAGAGCCCAUCUUCGAUGUGACGCCCAACGACCCUGCUCGCGAUGCACAAGCAACGGAAAGGAAGACGCAUGCGUCGACGUGCAACACAAGAAGCGCGGUCGCCCACGGCUGAGGGACGACCGGGAGGCCCGUUAUGGCCCCUCGACAUAUCAGCAUCCCCAGGAUGCCGCCGCCGCAGCCUCGAGGAGACCGCCGUUGAGUCACUACUCGGCGGCUGGCCCUCCCAUCUCAGGGUACGAUGACCCCAUCCGAGGCAGUCACUCCUAUCGCGUUCUAAAGUCUCAACCAAGCGAGCCCAAUGCCCCCCCGCGCUACCUGGACAGAGCCUCCAUGGCCGACGCCAACAUCUACGGGCAACCGCCGCCGCCCCUGGCGACCGGCGCGCCGGAACCCGUCGUCUUCUUGACCAUGGAGCUGGAAAUCGCCCGCGCUUCCCAGGCAUUUGCCGAUGCUGUCGGGAUCCCCAGCGUGAGGGGACGAUCCCUCCUCGAUAUCGUCUUGGCCUCGGAGCGCGACAAGAUCCAGAACCACCAGCGGAGUAUGCAGGAUGAGCGGUCGAGGAAAGACCCGGUCUAUCUGCCCCCCAUCUUCGGCAGGCAGGAGCAGGAGCGCGUGUUUGACUCUCUGCGUUUCGAGGCCGACGAGAUCUCGCGGUUCCAGCUGGAUCGCCAGGACUUCUUCGUUUUUGCUGCGGCCGACGGACAACCGCGAUCGUAUUCCGUCCGGUUGGGGCUUGCGAAGCGGGAGUCCAUCUACUUCAUCGUCCUGCUCGUCAACGCGGCACCCAGGUUUCCCUACCCCUCACCGUCGCCCCAUGCCCGAGAGGUGCCGUAUCUCUAUCAACAACCUCAGCAGCAGCAGCAGCAGCAGCAGGCCUACGCGCAGCACACGCCCGUGUCUGCGACGUUCGAUCACACGAGAUCUCGGUAUGGCGAGGGCGCACUCGCGCCGCGACCGUCUCCUGGGCAGCCUCCUCACAUGACAUCCGGGCUGAGUCCUGGGAUGCCGUCGUAUUCCGCGUCGCCGAGCCGACCCGACUAUGCCGCCGGCCCUUCGUCGUAUCAGAUUCCUCGCAGUGAACUGCCGCCGACCACUCGGCCCCCUCAACCCUCUUUCCAGUUGCCGCCCAUCCGUGCCGGCCCGCAUCAUCAACCAACACAUUCCGAGCCCUCGUGGCAGAGGGACGACCGAUCCGGCCGCGUCGAUAUCGGUGGCCUGCUCGAGAAACCGGACCCGCAGCAGCGGCGUCAGCAAUGA